AUGGCCGACCAAGCUACCAUUCAGAACGAGCAGCGGCAGCCUUCUGCUGCCCCCGCACCAGCUGCCGCCGACGGCGCUGAGGAGCUCAACCCCGAUGGAACGCCUCUUUCGGACAACCAAAAGAAGAAGCGAGCUGCCAAGGCAGAGAAGGAGCGAAUCAAGGCAGAGAAGGCUACCAAGCUCGCCGCCGAAAAGGCCGCUCGUGAGGCUGCCGAUCUCGACUUUGCCUCCCAGAACUACGGCAAGCUUCCUCUCAACAUGUCCCAGGAGCGCUCCGGUCGCAAGUAUACCAAGAUCUCCGAAAUCAGCCCAGAACGUGACGGUGAGCAGAUUCUCCUCACUGCUCGUGUCCAGACCAGUCGUGCUCCUUCCGCCAAGCUUGUCUUCUUGACCUUCCGACAGGGUGUCGACUGUGUGCAAGCUACUUUGGCUCAGGCCCCUGAGAAGGUCUCUCGUCAAAUGACCAAGUGGGCUGCUGGUCUUGCUGCUGAGACCAUCGUCCUCGUCCAAGGUACCAUCGUCAAGACUCCCAAGCCAGUCGAGUCCAACACUGUCACUGUCAAGGAAGCUGAAAUCAAGAUCUCCAAGAUCCACUCUACCAGCGAGAUCGCCUUCGAGCAGCUUCCUUUCGGUGUCGAUGACGCUACUCGAUCUGAAGUUGAGAUCCAGGCUUCGCAGCAGACCGACCGUCCUCUUCCACCGAUCGCACUCGACACCCGUCUCGACAACCGUGUUCUCGAUUUGCGAACCACCACCAACCAGGCCAUCUUCCGUCUCACCCACGGUGUGUGCAAACUCUUCCGCGAAUACCUCGACAACCUCGACUUUGUUGAGAUUCACACUCCCAAGUUGCAGGGUGCUGCUACCGAGUCCGGCUCUUCUGUCUUUAAGGUUUCUUAUUUCAAGGGUCAAGCUUUCCUUGCUCAAUCUCCUCAGUUGGCUAAGCAGAUGGCUAUUGCUGCCGACUUUGGUCGCGUUUACGAGAUUGGGCCUGUCUUCAGGGCGGAAGACUCCAACACCCACCGUCACAUGACCGAAUUCACCGGUCUCGAUCUGGAAAUGUCCUUCGACGAGCACUAUCACGAAGUCGUCGACAUUCUCGACGGUCUCUUCACUUUCAUCUUCCGCGAACUGCCCAAGCGAUACCGCAAAGAGAUCGACGCAGUCAAGCGUCAGUACCCCUGCGAAGAGUUCCUUCUUCCCGAAAAAACCGUUCGUUUGCAAUACAAGGAUGCCAUCGCUCUCUUGCGCGAGGCGGGCAAAGAGAUUGACGACACUGAAGAUCUCUCCACCGAGAUGGAGCGAUUCUUGGGUGGCUUGGUAAGGGAAAAGUACAAGACUGAUUUCUACAUGCUCGACAAGUUCCCUCUCGAGAUUCGACCGUUCUAUACCAUGCCUGACCCUGCGGACCCCAAAUACUCGAACUCGUAUGACUUCUUCAUGCGCGGUCAGGAAAUUUUGUCCGGCGCUCAGCGUGUUCACGAUGCAGCCUUCUUGGAGAAAAGGAUGGCAGAGUUCGGUAUUCCCGUGGAGAGCAUGAAGCACUAUGUGGAGGCGUUCAGGUUGGGAUGCCCUCCUCACGCUGGUGGUGGUAUUGGACUGGAGAGAGUGGUGAUGUUCUACUUGGGAUUGGGUAACAUUAGGAGGGCGAGCAUGUUCCCUCGUGAUCCUAAGCGCCUUGACCCCUAA
Ustilago hordei is the source of this 1689-nucleotide messenger RNA. Its product is annotated as putative DPS1 - aspartyl-tRNA synthetase, cytosolic. Gene Ontology annotation, biological process: aspartyl-tRNA aminoacylation. Gene Ontology annotation, molecular function: aspartate-tRNA ligase activity; RNA binding; ATP binding. The coding region runs from base 1 to 1689 and encodes 562 amino acids. Gene Ontology annotation, cellular component: aminoacyl-tRNA synthetase multienzyme complex; cytosol; cytoplasm. The transcript has a single exon. The record is from RefSeq and is a predicted model, not a curated record. Lineage: Eukaryota; Fungi; Basidiomycota; Ustilaginomycetes; Ustilaginales; Ustilaginaceae.